AUGGCGACGAUAUCAAUGAGGUUAGAGAUAACCGAUCCGCUGAUAGAAUUACUUAUUGACAAGGAAACAAAGUAUCAAGUCUUGUUGUCAUCCACUAUUAUGCCAAUUCAUACCUCUUUACGAGAAGCGUUAGUAAGCGGAUACAAGGCUUUCGACGAUGUCGAAAAGUAUGCUGCGAACCCGAUGCCUGUCGGUUAUUCCACGAAUUUUUCAUAUUGGCGU
Messenger RNA from Cooperia oncophora, 222 nucleotides. Lineage: Eukaryota; Metazoa; Nematoda; Chromadorea; Rhabditida; Trichostrongylidae. The record is from the annotation of a GenBank genome assembly.